Messenger RNA from Ochotona curzoniae (black-lipped pika), 1959 nucleotides. It is a transcript of the gene HAVCR1, whose product is annotated as hepatitis A virus cellular receptor 1. The transcript has 9 exons. Gene Ontology annotation, molecular function: phosphatidylserine binding; virus receptor activity. Lineage: Eukaryota; Metazoa; Chordata; Mammalia; Lagomorpha; Ochotonidae. The record is from RefSeq and is a predicted model, not a curated record. Gene Ontology annotation, cellular component: cell surface. Bases 1 to 894 code for a protein of 297 amino acids. Gene Ontology annotation, biological process: positive regulation of mast cell activation; phagocytosis, engulfment.
AUGUGUCCCCGAGUAAUCUCUUUAAGCCUCAUACUACUUUUCGCAGGUGCUGUUGUUUCUUAUAAGAAAGUGAGUGGAGUGGUAGGUCAGCCAGUUACACUAUCCUGCUCCUAUUCAGUGGCAAAUGGAGUCACCUCCAUGUGCUGGGGCAGAGGGGUGUGUCCUACAUCUCAGUGCUCAGAGCAGAUCAUCUGGACGGAUGGUACCCGCGUCACUUUUCGGAAACACACACGUUAUGAUCUGAAGGGGAAUAUUUUACAAGGGGAUGUGUCUUUGACCAUAGAGGAUGCUGUUGAGACUGACAGUGGCUUAUAUUGUUGCCGUGUUGAGCACAGGGGAUGGUUCAAUGAUCAGAAGAUCACCCUGUCACUGGAGAUUAAACCAGCCAGGAAUGCAAGCAUUCCAACAUCACCUAGUUUCUCUACCUCUGCUCCUGCAACGCCGACACCCACGCAGAAUCACAAACAAGUAGCUACUUCAUCUUCUCCAACUCAGCCAACAGAAACCCAGCCCACAACACUACAGAAAAGAAGAACCCAACCCACCAGCUCACCUUCCUUGUAUUCUUGCCCAACAGAUGGGAAUGGCACCAUGACACAGACUUCAGAUGGCCUUUGGCAUAACAAUGAAACUCAAGUGUUUCCAGCACAGAGGCCGUGGAGCACCGCAAGGGAACUCUCCAUCGGAAUCUGCGUUUGUGUCUUGGUGUUGGUCAUUGUUUUUGUUAUCGUCAUCAUCAAAAAGUAUUUCUACAUUAAAGAAAAGAUGCAGUCCCUGAGUAUGGCUUCACUGAAUGGUUCUCGGACUGGAACUUUGCAAACUGUUCUUGAAACUCAAGUCCGAGCGGAAGACAAUAUCUACAUUAUCGAAGACGAUCUUUAUGUCAUGGAAUAAGACCUGGGAAGGUGCCCAAACUUGGAGGUUUGAAAUUAAAGCUCAGAUUUGCAGCUUCUCUGGAAAGACACGAUGAGAUUGAAUUGCGUUUGGACACUCUCUUUUUUUUCUUUUUUUUCUUUUUUUUUAACCUAACAGCGAUAGGGCUUUGAGCUUGUGAUGUCUACUCUGUUUCAAGUGCCCUUCAUGGAGGUUCAUGAUGCACACUGGAGGCUCUGGGAUUCUGAAUAACUUUGUUUAGUCCAGUAUUUCUCAAAUACCGUGACUGCUAGCAUCCUGUGAAAUAGUAGUGUGGGCUUUGGGGCUUUGGAGAACACAAGUGCUAUAUAAGGUUAAAAAUAGGACCUCAGUUCUAAUCCUAACCUUAACAGUAACACUAAAUGAUAUCAGGCAAUGUUGUCCUUUAUGCCUAAAUUUUCCCCUUUAUAAUUAUUUCAUAUCUACAAUGGUAUAUAGUAGUCAUCCCAAAUGAAAUGUUAUUUUUGAGAAGUAUUUGAAGAGUGGAAAACACUACAGAAGUGAAAAGAAAUUCCCCAAUAGGUUACUAAUAAUAAAUGUAGCAUGAGUCUCGGUAAAUAAUUUCUGUGAUCUUACACUGAUCAGUGUUUUUUCUUUUAAACUUCUUCAAAAAAUCUGAUGUUGGAUAAUUUGGCUCUCAGCUUGUAGGGUAGAAACAGAUAGUCAAUAUCUGACUGGAACAAAGGGCAAGAAGGAGGGAAGGGGAGAAACUUAGUUUGCAUAUGUAUUUCUGAAAACAUUAAGCUUAAAUUUUUAAAGUAACAGUUUUAUAAAUCAUAUUGAACUUUGUUUUUUGUUUUUGAUCAUUUGAAGCACAGUUGAGAUCCUGUUGCCUAUAAUUUUGGGUCAUGAGGACACUGGUGUAAUUAAGACUCCUUAUUUAAACUCAAGAAAUUCUGUGUAUCUUUAAGAAGUUGCCCUGUCAUUAAUGUGUACUGAUAGUUGUAAAAAUGGAUUAAUUAUAUGAGUGCAUGAAAGUAUAGAGGGUUCUCAGUGGUUGUGUAUCUUCAUUUAAACGUACGCUUAUCAAUAAAGGAGUUUUGCUUU